This is a messenger RNA of Mugil cephalus (flathead mullet), 9060 nucleotides long. RefSeq names its product microtubule associated serine/threonine kinase 1a (gene mast1a). Gene Ontology annotation, biological process: peptidyl-serine phosphorylation; intracellular signal transduction. Bases 1217 to 6361 code for a protein of 1714 amino acids. Gene Ontology annotation, molecular function: protein binding; magnesium ion binding; ATP binding. Lineage: Eukaryota; Metazoa; Chordata; Actinopteri; Mugiliformes; Mugilidae. The record is from RefSeq and is a predicted model, not a curated record. The transcript is spliced from 27 exons.
AGAUCACACAUUAAAAUCAGUUCAAAAGACCACAAUGAGAUACACAACUCGUACAUCCACGAUCUUGUUCACAACCUCCAGUCGCUAACGGGUUAAACGUCAUUUGGUAGUAGUAAGUGGGUGGUGGGAGCCGAGGAUGAAGCGAAGCCUGUGUAGCAACCACAGAUCUGUUUUUUUCCACGACAAAAGCGGCGUUACACCCAAGAACAGAGGGAACGCAUCCUUUACUUCAACGCACAGGUCUGAGUCCCAGAGGACGAAAACGAGAAGUUAUCGACCUGCUAUCACUAGCGAUGUUUGGACCUUUCACCGGACGGAUGUAGGCUAUAGAGUCUCCGCAGAUUUUCAUUGUUCGUGCCUUUUUAUACAUUGCACAUAUACAGCGACAGCGUGAGGAUGUCUCUUCUACCCGAAAUUUGUCGUUUCAUGUGCAAUGUGCACCCAGUGAACUCAGUGUACAUGCAUGCACCGGUGCUGUCUCAGCACACAGACGUCGCCGUUUCUGGUUUUGCUACUAGCGGACUACUGUAACACGUAGGAGGAUUUCUGAUCAUUGCAACAGAAGCAUUUCAAAUGAUGGCGGUAGUUGGGCUAAUUUACUUGGACUGCUACUGGUGCGUUAAGCUGCAAGCAGUAUAGACUACUCACUGGGUCUCUGAGAGUAAAGAUGUUUGCAAACUUGCUGGCUUUAUCUCAUCAGCGGUGCGAUAACCUAUGGUCAGACAGUCUGAGCUCUUCGGGAGGUUUCUUCUCUAUCUCUCAGCUGGACUUCAGUGCAUGUAUAGCACAAUGAUCCCAUCGUGUAGCUUCUCGCUUAUUCAGCAGUUCCCACCACAGAGCAGCCUAGUCAGUGGUCUCUGUCAGCGUCUGUCAGCAUGGGAUGUUGGGUUGGGAUCGAGCAAACUGGUGGCACUAUGAUAAUUUGGACGACCCUGAAUGUAGGUUUGUGGUCGCAACGCGAGAUCAAGAUAAGUGUUAUGCUGUUAUUUUUCACACUGACUCUAACAGAACCAUUGGCUACAGAAAAUUAGCGAAUACCAUCUGAUUUUGCUUGUUAAAUUAUGUUAAAAGCAUCCAAACCUCCGCAAAUCACUUGGGUUCCGUGUUAAAUUGUCAAAUCGUCCUGGUUCGCUCAAAACCACGCGAGAGUGGGCCCUCGUCUCGCCCGGUCACCUGGAAACCACAAGACAGGUGGGAGCCCGGACACCAGGGCGUCAUGGAUGAUUCUGGGAUCAUCCGAAGACGGAGGCUGCAGAAGGAUCUACCUCUGCCCCGAAAAAGUAGCAGUUGCAGAACCAGUAACCGGAAAAGCCUUAUCCUGACCAGUACGUCCCCCACCCUGCCACGACCGCACUCUCCACUGCCUGGACACAUAGGGAGCAGUCCGUUGGACAGCCCGCGCAACUUUUCGCCAAGUGGACCUGCCCACUUCUCUUUCGCCUCUUCUCGAAGGGCUGAUGGACGUAGAUGGUCUUUGGCUUCUCUGCCGUCCUCAGGUUAUGGCACCAACACCCCAAGCUCAACAUCAUCAAGCUCAUCCCAGGAGCGUCUGCACCAGCUGCCCUUCCAGCCAACCAUGGAUGAGCUGCACUUCCUAUCCAAGCACUUUGGCAGCACAGAAAGCAUCACAGAUGAUGACGGGGGGCGGCGCUCACCACAUGUCCGGCCUCGUUCGCGAAGCCUCAGCCCGGGACGCUCUCCAUCCUGCUAUGACAAUGAAAUAGUGAUGAUGAACCAUGUCUACAAGGAGCGCUUCCCCAAGGCCACAGCUCAGAUGGAGGAGAGGCUGGCAGAGUUCAUCCAGAAUUACACCCCAGAAAGUGUUCUCCCGCUGGCUGAUGGGGUCCUUAGUUUCAUCCACCACCAGGUAGCUGAGCUGGCCAGGGACUGCCUGACCAAAUCACGUGAGGGACUCAUUACCAGUGUUUACUUCUGUGAGCUGCAGGACAACCUGGAGAAGCUGCUGCAUGAUGCGUAUGAGCGCUCAGAGAGUUCUGAGCUCACCUUUGUCAUUGAGCUCGUCAAGAAGCUCUUUAUCAUCAUAUCUCGUCCCGCCAGGCUGCUGGAAUGUUUGGAGUUCAACCCAGAAGAGUUUUAUCACCUGCUGGAGGCAGCAGAGGACCAUGCCAAGGAGGGACAACUGAUGAAGGCAGACAUCCCUCGAUAUAUCAUCAGUCAGCUUGGCCUUACCAGAGACCCACUGGAGGAAAUUGUGGGUCUUGACAGCUAUGACAGUGAAGGUCCACAUACCCCAGAGACGGAUGACUCAGCAGAGGGAAAGGGGAGAUCCAUCAAGCCACCGAGUGAAGAAGACUUUCAGAGCAUCAAACUCAUCAGCAAUGGAGCUUAUGGUGCCGUCUACCUGGUGCGCCACAGGGAGACACGUCAGCGUUUUGCCAUGAAAAAGAUCAACAAGCAGAACCUGAUACUGAGGAACCAGAUCCAGCAAGCGUUUGUGGAGAGAGACAUCCUCACCUUCGCAGAGAACCCUUUUGUUGUUUCUAUGUUCUGCUCUUUCGAAACGCGACGACACCUUUGCAUGGUCAUGGAAUAUGUUGAAGGUGGUGACUGUGCCACUUUGCUGAAGAAUAUCGGGGCCCUGCCCGUAGAGCUGGCAAGAAUGUACUUUGCUGAAACAGUAUUAGCUCUGGAAUACCUGCACAACUAUGGUAUCGUCCAUAGAGACCUCAAGCCUGACAAUCUCCUCAUUACCUCCAUGGGCCACAUCAAACUCACAGACUUCGGCUUGUCAAAAAUGGGUUUAAUGAGCCUCACCACCAACCUGUAUGAAGGACACAUAGAGAAAGAUGCCAGGGAGUUUCUGGACAAGCAGGUCUGUGGUACUCCAGAGUACAUUGCUCCAGAGGUGAUUCUCCGUCAAGGCUACGGGAAGCCAGUGGAUUGGUGGGCUAUGGGCAUCAUCCUCUAUGAGUUCUUGGUGGGCUGUGUGCCAUUCUUUGGAGACACACCUGAGGAGUUGUUUGGACAGGUCAUCACAGAUGAUAUAGUCUGGCCAAAUGAUGAUGAAGCCUUACCUGCAGAUGCCCAAUCCCUCAUCUCUGCUCUGCUACAGACCAACCCCCUAGUGAGGCUGGGUACAGGUGGAGCAUUUGAGGUGAAGCAGCAUUCAUUCUUUACUGAGCUGGACUGGAACAGCCUGCUGAGACAGAAGGCAGAGUUCAUCCCUCAUUUGGAAUCGGAGGAGGACACCAGUUACUUUGAUACCCGCUCAGAUCGUUACCACCACAUCAAUACCUAUGACGAGGAUGACACCAAUGACGAUGAGCCGGUGGAGAUCAGACAGUUCUCCUCCUGCUCUCCCCGUUUCAGCAAGGUGUACAGCAGCAUGGAGCAUCUCUCUCAGCUGGAGCAGAAAGCUACGACCUCCGUGUCCCGUCGUGAGCACAAGGGUUCACGGGAAGACAAGGUGACCAAGAGGGAGAGCCUGGGCAGCUUCAGCAUGAGGGACAAGAGCUGGAGGACCGGAUCCCCUGAGAUGAAGCGGCUGUCCUGUUCAGAGUCACUCUACAUGGAAGGAGAUGCAAGCCCUCCUCUUGGUGCUCGUCGACGCUUCUCUGCACUGAUGGACACACAUCGGUUUGCUUCACCUAUAGAGGGUGAGCCAGACUUCCUGUCACGACAGAACUCCAUGAAAGUUCGUGGAACAUCACUGGACGGAACCACAGUCCCUUCACUGAGCCUCCUGGAGCAGAGGACCAGUCUGAGGGAGGUCAAUGGAGCAGACAAAUCUCCUAGACCAGGUGAGACACCAGGUAUUACCACAGCCAUCACCACAUUAUCCCCGGGUCCUGUAACAGCCAGUCGUGAUGUGAUGACUCCACUGUAUGACCCUCUGGGACCCCGAGCCACCAAUGACCUGGUGCUACGUAGGGCACGCCAUCAGCAUUUGUCUGGUGAUGGAGAGAAACGCAAUUCCAGGCCAGGCAACAAGGUCAUUAAGUCAGCAUCUGCCACAGCCCUGUCUGUUAUCAUACCAUCAGUGGAGCAGCAUGGCGGUUUCUCUCCACUGGCCAGUCCUAUGUCUCCCCACUCUUUCUCUUCAAACCCCUCAUCUCGUGACUCUUCGCCAAGUAGAGACUUCUUCCCUGCAGUCAGUGUGCUGCGCUCACCCAUCACCAUCCAUCGCUCUGGAAAGAAGUAUGGCUUCACUCUCAGGGCCAUCAGGGUCUACAUUGGAGACAGCGAUAUCUACAGCGUGCAUCACAUUGUUUGGCAUGUGGAGGAUGGCGGCCCCGCCCAGGAAGCUGGCCUGUGUGCUGGUGAUCUCAUCACUCAUGUCAAUGGGGAGCCUGUCCACGGUCUAGUCCACACUGAAGUGGUAGAGCUCAUCCUUAAGAGUGGCAACAAGGUGACUGUGACAACCACACCGUUUGAGAACACCUCUAUUAAAGUGGGUCCUGCCCGUAAGGCCAGCUACAAGUGUAAGAUGGCCCGACGAAACAAGAGGACGAUGGGCAAGGACAGCCAGGAGAGUAAGAAGCGUAGCUCCUUGUUCCGUAAGAUCACAAAACAGUCCAACCUUCUCCACACCAGCCGCAGCCUAUCCUCUUUGAAUCGCUCUCUGUCCUCCAGUGAGAGUCUUCCUGGCUCUCCAACUCACAACCUAUCUGCACGGUCUCCUACUCAGGGCUACCGCUCCACCCCUGAGCCCUCGUACCUGGGUGCUUCUUCCCAGAGCAGCUCUCCGGCCUCCAGCACCCCAAACUCCCCUGCUCCAUCUCAGCACAUGAGGCCCAGCUCCCUGCAUGGCCUCUCACCAAAACUUCACCGCCAGUAUCGCUCUGCCCGUUGUAAGUCUGCUGGUAACAUCCCCCUGUCCCCGCUGGCUCACACACCCUCACCAACCCAGUCUUCCCCACCACCCUUGCCAGGCCACACAGUAGGGAGCUCCAACACUACCCAGUCCUUCCCUGUCAAGCUUCACUCCUCACCCCCAGUGGUCCGUCCAAGGCCCAAGAGUGCAGAGCCCCCACGGUCACCUCUUCUUAAACGGGUACAAUCAGCAGAGAAGCUGGGCUCACCUCUGACCCAGUCCAGUUCUACAGGAGGACUGGGAGGUCCGUUGAGGAAGCACAGCCUCGAGGCACAGCACUCAGAGUACAGAAAGGAUGCCUUCCUCUGUGAGCUUGGGCUCCAGAGCCUGCUGGAGACAGAAGGGGAAAAUUUGCCUCCUAAUCCCCCGCCCCUUCCCUCGUCUUCAACUUCCCCAGAGACAGGUGUGCUGAAGCCUGUGAGGAGACUAGGGAGACAGGAGUCACCACUUAGCAGGGAAACACUUCUGGCUGGAAGGGAGAGGGAAGAGAGGGAGAGAGGAAGGGAGAGGGAGAAAGAGAGGGAGAAAGAGGUUGGGCUAAGUCGAGCCUCACAGUCAUCCUUAGCAAGAAAGCCUCACUCAAGUGACCUGCCAUUGAACUCACAAAGCUCCAAGCUAAGUACAGAAACCACUAAAGUUGCAACAUCUACCAAAACAACAGGAGGUGCAGGUGGUCAGACAGGACCUGAGAAGAUCUUGCAAAGUCAGGCAGACAUACCGCCAAAACAACUGGACCCCAAGGCUGCCAAGAGUAUGUUAUCUCACAGUAAAGAUCCCCAGGAGCAGCAACUAGCAGGCAGACCUGACCAAAAGCAGGAAACAAACAGCAAAAAUAGGUCUGGAUUACCUGGUGCUGCAUUCACCAAAAGCUGUGCUCCUGCUCCAGAUAAAUCCACUGCCAUCAACACAGGGGUGACAGGAGGUUCUCUGAGCAUGAACAGAACUUUUAAACCAUCAGGUAUGGGGGAUAGCACGAGAAAGGCUGACAUGAGUGACUCAAGAACUCCAGACCUCGGCUCCAAAAGCCCCAAACUCUCAGCUCGUGUCCUUGCUCCUGUCGUUCCCCCACAUGGACAGCCGCUUUUACUGGGCAAGGUGAGACAGGCCCUUGGCCCUGUCAACUGCUACCGGGGAACCCUUGACUGGGAGGACAAAUGUCGCCUGGAGGUGGUGGAGGAGCAUUCGCCCUCCCCCUCGCCAUCCCCGACCGGGGUUACCCCCUCCCUCUGCGGACCUUCUCUCUGUAAGUCACGGCCUGUUUCCCCUGGCGAGAAGACAAGUUUUGUCAGCCAGCUGACUACUGUGGCUAAAAAUGUGCUCGGGCCAAUCAAGCUUGGCUCUCAGGAGGGGGCCAAGAGCAAAGACCAACAGACUAAAGUAACAGAGGAGAAGUUGGGAGGCACAGCGGGAAAGUGUGACACCCCCAAUGGAGGUCGAGUAGCUGUUGGGGCUGCAGUGGUGACCCAAAGUCCAGUCUGUUCACCACUAGAGAAAGCUGCACCAAGUAGCAGUCUGCCGAAAAUGUGACCCCAUAUGCCAAAAAAUAUGCCUUUUUUGGAUGAACAAUGCCACUUAAGACAAGCACUUAAAACAAUGUACAUUCCAGUUUCAGAGUAUAUGAAUUGUUAUUUAUUGAACUCAAUCUAACUCUAAACCAGGACUAAAACUCUAUGAUAAAGGUGUGUUUACUGUUGAUUUUCUAUUAUAAAUAAUUUAAUAAGAAAAUUCUUGAUGUAACGUGAAUCACUUUUAUCAGAUAAAUACAUAUAUAUAUAUGUGUGGGUCUAUGUGAACGCAUGUCACAUGGUAUGUACUGUACAUGUAUAAUAGGUACAAGAAGGUCAAAAGUGCUUUACUGAUCAAAACAUGCUGAAUACUGUGAAUAUCAAAUCCAGUCACUCAAUUUUGUCUUUCAUCCAACUCUUUGUUACUUAACUGCUUAUCAGUGAAGACAAUGAAACAGUCAAAUCGUAAUAUUUGCAUUAGUAACACGUUAAUACACACAGCAUUUUGAGUUUUGACAGCAGUGAGUAAGCAACAACACGAUUAAGCUUAUAUGUUUGUCAUGCAGCAGUUUAGUUUCUCUGAGUGGCUAGACAAAGCCAACGCAGGCACUCAGUGGAUGUCAAAUCAAUACUGUCUAGCUCUGUUGCAGCUGAUUGUGUGCAUGCGUGCUCGCGUGCAUGCGUAUGUGCGUGCGGGUGUGUGCACAUGUGCUUUUAGCCACUCUGGGUCUAUUUCUGAUGGUUCUUGAAGGCUGUGUCCUACUGCAGAGGAAACCAGGGCCGACAGGCUCAGGCUCAGCGCAUAUCUCCUCUUUGCAGGAGGGCUACCACAGCCCCCUCUUUUUUUCGUCCUCCGCCUCCAGUGACAUUCACAAAUACUCACAUUGCCACAGAAGGCACUGGUGUCAGCAACUGAUUUUCAUGCAUUUAAAUCCCAAAUUCCAUGGUCCACGAAUUAGGACACAAGUGUGUUUGUGAGCGAGUGACUUUAUAAGUCAGUGAGAAUCUGCUGCCUCUUCUCUGUUAACCCAGCAAGGGCCAUGUCAGAAAUAAGCAAUUAAGGUCCAGUUUCAAGAAGGAAAUCCUGAAUCACUCUGGCACAAUGAAUUGCUUAUGUGUGUAUAGGACAAGAGCAUAUAAUAAGCUCAUACAAUGAAUAGCUGGGUUGUUUUCAGCCAAAACUGGAAGAGCAGGCAGACAUGGAUGUAGCAUACCAUAAUUUAUUUGUUAAGGGCUCUAUACCUAUGAUAGGCCUUGAGCAUAUCAAAAUGGAAUAACACAAUGAAUUUGUUAUUGCUAACAAGGUUAUCUACUGUGUAAUCAGAUUGACUGUGUAGUUAGGAAGCUACUACAAGUUAGGUAGUCCAGAUUGAGUAAUGUAAUGCCCACGUUUCUGUGUUACAUACUGAUAAAGUUGUUGUUCACAGGAUGUUGACCAUAAUCAUUUUCUUACUGUUCAUACAUGAGUGACUAUCCAGUGUACAUAAUCUUAUGCAAAUCAUCUACAACAGUACGCAGGGACGACUGUCACUGUUCUGCUACAAGUUCUUUUAUAGUCUUAAAAGAAAGGUGGAUUUUAAUGUGUUGUUAAAUAUAUACAUUUUCUUAUCCCAGGUUUUACAAACAUAAAAGGCAAUGCAAUGCAGCUAAUAACAACAUGCACAAAUGACAUCAAGGCAGAAGUGUAAUUUUAAGUACAUAUCUCAGUUUCAAGCAGGUGGUUUAGUCUCCACAACGUAUUAACCUUGCUAGAUAUUUAAAUUUGUUCUAGAUUAGUCAGUAUAGUUUUUCCAGAACUGGCAGAAUUAUUCCAUUUGUCUGGUAAAACAAAACAAUGAGCUGCAAGUACUGAAAAAAAAAUGCUGCACAGAGCUAUAACCUGGAAAUCUGAUUUUGGCUAUACUGGUGAUAUAAAAUUCUUUCUCACAUGAUGUGUCAUUAUAUGAAAUUAUAUCCCAUGUAGUACAUGAAUUACCUUUCUUGGCUUUCUUUUAUUUAUACAACAUAGUACUCUACUGCCCUCUAGUGGUUCACAAUAUCCGGUAACAUGUUGAACCUUCAUUAAUAAUCUGUAUGAUGAAAAUUUCUCUAAUGAGGCUGACUUACAACAGAAUGGAUGUUAUUAGCCUUGGGGUUACUGAAUAUGCAUUUAUGAGUCUUAUGUCAAGACAUUUGCAGUAUGAAAUCAAGUGAACACUUGAAACACGAAUUAUUAUUUCUCUAUUGUGUUCACGUGACUGUUAAUUAUAUAUUUGGGAAUAGGGAUUACAUUUUUAAAUACACUCUCUUAUAUAUUAUACUGACAGAAAUUACUCAUUUUAUAUCCUGAUGUGAUGAAGGAAGUUUAAUCGCCUGAUAAAUAAAACUGUACUCUUAUACAUCUAUGACAUCCACUUUUAGGCCUUUUCUCAGUGGUGUCUCUACUAGUGUUACAUGUCUGAUGAAUUGUUUUUUUCUUUUUGUGAUUGACAGAGAGAGUAGUAUAUAUGCACUUUAAAAAUUUGCUGGUAUUGUUUGUAAGUUAGUAAUAACUAUCCUGUGUAAAGAUAUGGAUUCUGCAGAUGAACACAAAAGUCUAAGUAUAGAAAACAUUCCACAUUUCUCUUUUCACUGAGAGUGUAUUUAGUUGUAUCACUGGGGCAUUUUUUGUUUGUGAUAGAUGUGAUACAAAUGCAGACACCUGAAGUGCAGUAUGUGGAAUAAAAUUCAAUUUGUUCCAAA